Molecule: messenger RNA, 3707 nt
Organism: Leptopilina heterotoma
Lineage: Eukaryota; Metazoa; Arthropoda; Insecta; Hymenoptera; Figitidae
Gene: yem
Product: ubinuclein-1-like
Exons: 11
Coding region: 148-3072 (974 amino acids)
Cellular component (GO): nucleus
Source: RefSeq, a predicted model, not a curated record
AAAAACCAAAACAGUGGAGCACGAGCCAAUAUGGCGACAAUGGCGACGCGGUGUGAGUGGCGGAUUUGGGGCGGCAUUUAAAAAAGCAUGUUGUCAAGUUCGCGCAAGUGUUUCUGUGAUUCGUGUUGAGUUUAGUGUAAAUGUAGAAUGUCAGAACCAAAACGGGUUCCCUUGCAAACCCUGGAGUUUCCGGAUUCCCUGGGCCACGCCGCCAAGAAGGAUAAGGACAAGAAGCUCCUUCCCUCCCACCGCUUUACGUUGACCCUGCCGGAACCUAAUGAAGAGAGAUGUCCGGAGUUCAGCUAUACUAAACUUCUAAAAAAUGCUGAGAAAAAGCGAAUUAAGGAGAAUAAACGAAAAAAUAAUCACACUACGAAUGGAUUGGAUCCCUAUGAUGAUGACGAUGAGGAUAAUCUCAAAGAGAUGGCGAAAAAAUUCGAAGCCAAAUAUGGUUACACGGAUUUGGGUGCCGGUUACGAUGAAAAUGAUUCUUUCAUCGAUAACACGGAUGCUUACGAUGAAAUUGUACCCGAUGAGGUAACGACAGCUUAUGGAGGCUUCUAUAUUAAUAGUGGAGCUCUUGAAUUCAAAAAUGCCAACAACAAUACUGUCUUUAAUGUUCGAAAUUAUAACGAUGACGACGAUGAAAGUAGUGAAGACGAUGAAGAUGAAGAAGAUACACCCAAGAGAUCAGAUAAACGUACAAAUUCUUCCUCAGAAUGUGAAGAAGGAGAAGAAAUUGUUCGAGAACAUCCUGCAAAGAAACAAAAAUUGGAAGAAGUUGUUGAGAAGAAAUCUAAUAAUGAUAAUGUGGUUAGAAAAAAGAAGAAACUAAAUCAUCAGUCCGAGGAGAUUCAAAAUAAUAGUUCACAAAAUACUCGAGAGUCUGAGUCAGUUAAAAAGAAUACAGAGCAGAGUAAAGUUGACAAGUCAGAGAAAGAAACAAAUGGUGAAUCAGAGGAAAAGAAAAAGAAUACAAAAUUAAAUGAUGUUCAACGUACGAAAACAACAACAACAACAGGAGAGAAAAAAUUUGAUGUGAAAAAAUUUGUGAAAAAAGUAUCGAGCAAUGGUUUUGAUUCAAAAAAGGAGGUAAAGGAGGUAAAGGAGGUAAAAAAGGAUACUAAUAUUGACAACGCUAUUGAAAGUGUAGUUAAUGCCUCACAUGUUGAUGUUGAUGAAUCGAGUCGUGAAACUUCGGAUUCUGGAAAGUCACGUGGUGCUCCUGGAACUGAGUCCGAUUGCGAGGAACUAGAUAAACAAGAGUGUCCUUUGCCAGAUUGCCUUCCCGAUGAUGUUAAAGAAAUUUGUAAUAAUUUAAAAAUUCUCGCUAAACAAGCAACUGGAAAGAGUAAAUUUUUCUCUCCAAACGUUAGUACGCUUCUCUUCAGCUUAGAGGGUAAACUUCGAGUAAUAGGCACAAAUAGCGUAAGGCAGCUGACCUACAAACACUUAGCGCAUCAUUUACCUUGCACUAAAACAACACUUAUUAAUCGGGCCAAAAAAAUGCAUAUGCAGUAUCAAAGAGGUCGUGUUAAAUCCCAGUUGGAAAAGUUAAAGUCGAUAAUUGAUCAAGUUAUGCCAGCGGCUGAGGUAAAAUAUAAAAGAGAGUGCCAGAGGAUAAUGGAAGAUAAGAAUCUUCAGUCGCCAAUCAGAGAUUCUUUAUCUGAUCAAAAUGAUGCUGAUGGAGGUGUAAAUAAAAAUUCAGACAAAAUGCCACAGAAAAAGUUUCCUUGGAACGAUGAUAGCAUAAACAUUGUGCGAGAAAUGGCAAGCAGCAGGAAAAGUUACUUCAAAAUCUCGAGAACGAGGAAAGAAAGUUUAGAUACUUUUAUCGCAACGUUUUUUGAGACGGAUGUGUUACCUCUUUGGCCUGAAGGUUGGAUGAAAUUAGAAAAUCUUUUACAAUGUGCUACUGGCACUGUUUCCCCUAAGAAGAAGCAAAAGAAAUCAAAGGACACGAGUGUUUCAUCAAACUGCAUUGUCAUUGCUUCCGGUAGUGUUAAUAAUACUCAAAAAUCGGAAACUAUUGCAAAUAAUACAUCAUCACAUCAUGCAUUUGAUAAAGGGAAAACAAUUUCCAAUUCAUAUAAGGUAAAUUCGACGGAAAAUUCGCUCAAUUUAACAAUAACAAAAUCCAAUGAUUCAUAUAAUGAAAAAAAGCAAAUCAGUUCGAAGCAUAAAGAAAAGAAUAAUAGUAGUCUCACAAUAAAUAAACAAACAGAAAACGCGACUCCUCCUAACGUGCCUAUCGGAAAAAUAACCGUCGUGCCUACCGCGCAAUUAUUGGCGAAGCCCUCAAAUAAUAUUGAAAAAUUCAAUCCCAUGGAUCUCACCAGUAAUAGUUCCCUAUCAAUAACACCCGUUGAUUAUCAAAAACCAAUAACAAUAAAAACCAACGAUAUAAAAAAAGACACUGUCUCAAUUAUUCCAUUCUCUGAAACAACAACAAUAACAGCAACACAUAAUGAAACAGCAGCAGCAACAACAAACAUAUCGCAACAAAGCCAUUAUCAUUCCCGUCAGGAUUUAAAUAAUCAAAAUUCCGUUAUGGUUUCAAUGCCAAUACGUGUACUUCAAGAUGCCGCCAUUGAAACAAUUCAUAAUCGUAAAACUGACGUUGAUCAUGAUUUGGAUUAUUUAAAUAAAAGCGAGAAGAAACAAGAGCGUUAUUAUGAUGGUCGACAUCAAAAAACCCAUGAGACAAAGAAAAGAAAGAGAGAGAGUAAAAGUGAUAAGGAAAAAAUUGAACAAGAACAAAAACAAAUUGAAGAAACAGUUGCGGCAACAAAUUAUCUUAGUCAGAUUAUUAAUGAUGAUUUACCAGAGAAAAAAGAAGCAAUUAGUAUUGAUGAUCUAUUGGGUUCAACACCAGCUAGUGAUCAAGAGAAAGACGAUGUUCAAAUGGUUAUGCGUUCAAUUCAACAAUUACAAGAAGUAUUGAAUAAUUCGCCAACAAAUUCUUCAGUCGGUAGCAGCGCUUCCAAGUCCAUUAAAAAUGACAUUCAAUACAAUUUAUAUAGUAAAAAUGAUAACAACUAUAGAAUAUCGAAAGAGGAUAAUCAAUGGUGAAUUAUGCAGAAGAAUUGAUUUUUGAUUGUCGAAAAAAAAGAAAAGAAAGAAAGAGUUGUUCUUCCAUUUUUUUGUUGAAAAUUUUCUUUAAAAGAAUGAAUUAAUCCUCUUUGAACAAGAACGAUAUUCAAAUUGAGAUCGAAUGGAUAGUGGGUUUCAAGUUAAUAAUUAUUUUUUAAGUGUGGUUUUACUGCUCAUCAAAUUCACACGAGAUACAAACAUUCGAGUAUUUUUAAUUCGCCAAAAUCUGUACAUAAAAAUACAUGUACAGUAUGUAUGUAUCUAUUUGAGUAAUGUAGUGUAUACGAACGUACAUGUACAGAAUAAGUAUAAAUUAUCAAGUUACGAUAAUGAAAAUAACGUCGCUAAACGUACUGGCGUUUAUUUCCAAGAAGAGGGUGGCCUACUUUUUAUUUGGCUUUUUUUUACCUUAUUUAGCGAAUAGAUAAUUUUUGAUACUAGAUGUAUUUUUUUCGGUUUUGUAGAAUCAGAACUGGGCUUCAAUAAUAGAGGAAAAAUUGGACGGACAGUAAAAAAUUUUAUUCCAUUUUUAUCAAAUAUUUAAAAAUUUUUUAAUUUUAUUUUCAACAUUAUUAUUUAAUUAUCAAACCUAAUUUAUGAUUAAAUAUUAUUAA